Cryptomeria japonica (Japanese cedar) is the source of this 1690-nucleotide messenger RNA. Its product is annotated as F-box protein SKIP31. The record is from RefSeq and is a predicted model, not a curated record. Gene Ontology annotation, molecular function: protein binding. Bases 305 to 1399 code for a protein of 364 amino acids. The transcript is spliced from 9 exons. NCBI's taxonomy places the organism in Eukaryota, Viridiplantae, Streptophyta, Pinopsida, Cupressales, Cupressaceae.
AAAAAUCCAAAAAAACCACUUCCCCAUAAAAUUCUAAUUAAACCUACCAGUUUUUCCUGUCUUCCCAUAAUAUUAGAACCUAAGCAACUCCGCACAGGGUAUUAUAGUCCAAUCGAGACCGUCUUUCAGAGGAUUAUUCAUUUUUUAGUUUGAUUAGGGUGGUUCUAAGAUCAUUAAAUUACGAAGAAAGAUAACUAGAGAGAUCCUUUAUAUGCUGAUGGUUUUCUUGCGCCCAGUCCGGUUUCUAUUUGCGGAUCAUUAGACGUGCACUAUAAAGACGCUGUACAUGUAAAUUGUAUCUACAAUGUCUUCGGUAGAAACUGAUAAUAUUAUAUUAAAGGGCAGUGAAGAUGACGAAGAUGAUGACGAAGAAUUGCUUGCUCAGUUUCUCGAAGCAGAGGUGCUUGCCGAAGAUGUCUAUGAAAGUACUCAAGAUUUAAACCAGGAAGAUUUAACCUCGGGGCCCUCUAAGCGGGUUUGUUUAGGGAAAGAAUGGAAAAGGGAGGUUGUUGCAACUGAAUGUGCAGAAAAUAUUGAUUUUGCAGAAAAAAGACAGAAUGCAGGAGCCUUGAGAAACUACUGUGGAUAUUUGAUACCAAAGCAUUGUACACAGAAUUGCCAUUUUAGUACGGUACCUUCGGAACUAUAUCCAAAUAUUUUCAAGUUUCUUUCUCCAGCAGAUCUGGUUAAUUGUUCACUGGUAUGUAAGUUCAUGAGGAUUGCAGCAUCAGACGAAUCUCUUUGGCAUCGAUUGUAUCAUAUGAGGUGGGGUUUCCCUGAGACAGAUAAUGGGAAGUUGCAAUUAUGUUCAUGGAAGAAUCUCUAUAUUGAGCAAGACAGUGCUGACAUGAAUGAUUUUGUUCGGGAUUCACCCAUCGAGUUUCAGAAGUAUUAUAUACAAAUUCAAGCUGCCAAGCGUAGUGAAGCUCCAAGUCCCACAAAGCUAGAGGAAGACCUGACGCUUGCUGUUACAACAGUGGAUGACCAAAUAAGUCAAUGGAAGCAGAGUUGUGGUUUGCCUGAUGUUUUUACAGGGGACCAUGUAUGUUCUGGUAGCACCUGUACAUACUCUCAAGUUGGCAAUUUUUUCCUAUGUGAAAACACCGGGUGUGUGCAUGUCUGUGAUCACACUUGCCAAGAAACAGUGUAUGAUACAUCAAACCAACUUCUAGUAUGUACCAUAUCUGGUCGUUGUUCUCAACAGUGGAUUUCAACAUCAGAAGAGGAAGUGGACCCUGGACAUCAUCAAGAUGAUAUUGCUGCCAGUGAUGAAGCAGAGCCUCUGACAACAGCUGCGCAACUUACACGAGCAUACUUGUUGGGAUAUAAUUGUAAUGAUGAAGAAGAGCUUGAACUGGCAUUAAGGGAGGUUAUAUAUCCUGGCUCCAACAAAAUAUGAGGGAUCACUAAGAUUGGAAAAAUUGACUAGCAUGUAUCAGGGCUGGCAAAAGUAUCUUCGUCAAAAUUUUUUCUUCAAUGCCGGUUAUAUUUAUAAACCUUGAGUUUUUUUAAAGUGCCUGAAUUUAAGCUUUGUAUCAUUACCUUAGAUAUGCAAGAGCAGUUCAAUACCCAGGUUGUAAUCUAUUGUCAUCUGUUGAUAAUUUAUAGCAGUUUUCUUUUUGAAAAUUUUAUUUAUGUAUAUCUCACCAUGGGGAUGUUUCGUUAAUACUUAAAAACGAUAUAGUCAGAA